AUGCCUCAGCCUAACAAAAGAAAAGCCACAUUGAAAAACACAAACUGGAAUAAGAAAGGAAAAUUUGGUACAGGAUUUGAUGAUACAGAAGUAGUUAUGUUAGGAGAACAAUUAAAAAUGGAGUUAGAUGAUACUUUUAGUGAAAAGUAUUGGGAAAAUAAUAAGGUGAAUGAUUGGAAAAAUGAUAUCGAUUUGGAGGAAGAAUAA
Molecule: messenger RNA, 207 nt
Organism: Funneliformis mosseae
Lineage: Eukaryota; Fungi; Glomeromycota; Glomeromycetes; Glomerales; Glomeraceae
Source: the annotation of a GenBank genome assembly